CUCGGCUGCGCUAUGACGACGACGAUUCUUCCCAUUUCCGAAGAAGAUCCGUUUCUCUCCGUCGUCCGAUUCACUUCCCAGCUCGCCGAGGCUUCAGAGCUUUGUAGAGAAGCUGAGGAGCUCAUAGUAGCACGGAAGUGGUUGGAUUUAGCUUCUUUACUAGUAGCUUCAGCUGAAUUGGAAUCUUCCAAGAUUUCUGAAAAAGAUUUUGAGUGUACCUACACGAUCAUUUGCAGCCUUGUCAAGAAUGUGAAUAGCCCUGAGGAUGUCCUCGAAAUGGUGAAAGCUAUUUCUUCUAAGCUUGUUCAGCAACCAGAUGACAAAGCUUCAGUUCGUUUGAAGAUCCUCUUCAAUCUAUAUAGCCUUCUGGAUCACCCAUAUGCUCGUUUUCAAAUCUACAUGAAAGCUUUAACCCUGGCUGUUGCUGGGAAGGUUACUGAGUACAUAAUUCCUUCUUUUAAGAAGAUUGAUAGCCUUUUGGAAGAGUGGAAUAUUGACAUUAAAGAUCAGAGAGAACUCUUCCUUGCCGUUGCUAAUGUACUGAGAGAAAACAAAAGCUUGGUGAAAGAAUCCCUUAAGUUUUUGACAAAGUAUCUAGCGACUUUCUCCAAUGAGGAUGCUCAGACCUUAGUUGAAGCUAAGGAAGGGGCUGUGCGUGCAGUUAUUGAAUUUGUAAAGGCUUCCAGCAUCUUCCAGUGUGAUUUAUUGGACUUGCCAGCCGUAGCACAACUAGAGAAGGAUGCUAAAUAUGCACCAGUUUACCAGCUACUGAAGAUCUUUCUUACUCAGAGGCUUAAUGCUUACAAAGAAUUCCAAGCUGCAAAUUCAGAAUGUCUGCAAAGCUAUGGACUUGUCGAUGAAGAUUGUGUAACAAAGAUGAGAUUGUUGUCACUAGUGCACUUAGCGUCAGAUGAAACCGGAAAAAUACCUUACACCUCAAUUAAAGACGCCCUACAGGUAAAGGGAGAGGAGGUUGAACUAUGGAUUGUGAAGGCAAUAAAAGCGAAGCUUAUUGAUUGUAAGAUGGAUCAGAUGAACCAAGUUGUCAUUGUCAGCCGCUGUUCCGAGCAUAAAUUUGGGUCAGAUGGCGUGUUUUCCCGUAGAAAGAUGCCUCCGAUCAUGAUGUUCUCUUUCUGGUUACUCUGUAUCACAACCUUUCUACCCGGGAGAAUCACAGUAUUAGCUGAUUCGGACAAAUCGGUGCUGCUUCGGUUUAAGGAAAAGGUAUCGGAUCCUGGUUCGAUUCUCGCUAGUUGGGUCAAUGAGAGCGAAGACUACUGCUCCUGGUUUGGCGUAUCUUGCGAUUCUACCUCCCGAGUCAUGGCUCUUAAUAUCAGUGGCUCUGGAAGCGAUAAGGGGAGCUCUAAAAUUAGUCGAAACCGUUUCACUUGUGCUGAUAUUGGCAAGUUUCCGUUGUAUGGGUUUGGUAUUAGGAGGAGUUGCGUCGGAAAUCUUGGAACUUUGGUUGGGAAUUUGCCUUCUGUCCUCGUAGGUCUCACAGAACUUAGGUUUUUGUCUCUACCCUUCAAUUCGUUUAACGGAGAGAUUCCAGCUGAAAUAUGGGGAAUGGAGAAGCUGGAAGUUCUUGAUCUUGAAGGGAAUUUGAUGACCGGGUCAUUGCCUGUUCAGUUUACCGGGUUACGGAGUUUGCGGGUCAUGAAUCUAGGGUUUAAUAGAUUUUCAGGUGAAAUCCCUAGUUCUCUGCAGAAUCUUACCAAGUUGGAGAUUCUGAACUUAGGUGGUAACAAGCUUAAUGGAACUGUUCCUGGUUUUGUCGGGAGAUUCAGAGUGGUGCACUUGCUUUUAAACUGGCUUGAAGGCUCUUUGCCUAAAGAUAUUGGUGAGAACUGUGGAAAGCUUGAGCAUUUAGAUCUGUCUGGUAAUUUCUUAUCCGGGAGGAUUCCAGAGAGUUUGGGGAAUUGUCGUGGUUUGAAGUCAUUAUUGUUGUAUAUGAAUACGUUGGAAGAGACCAUCCCUUCAGAGUUUGGGAACCUUGGGAAGCUUGAGGUUUUGGAUGUUUCGAAGAACACUCUGAGUGGUCCAUUACCUGCAGAGCUUGGGAAUUGCUCCUCCUUGUCUGUUCUUGUACUAUCGAACUUGUACAAUGUGUAUGAAGACAUUAGCAGCGUUAGAGGGGAGUCAGAUCAACCUCCAGGCGCUGAUUUAACCUCCAUGACCGAAGAUUUCAAUUUCUAUCAAGGAGGGAUUCCGGAAGAAAUCACUAGGCUUCCAAAGCUAAAGAUACUUUGGGUGCCGAGAGCUACCUUAGAAGGGAGGUUUCCAGGAGAUUGGGGGUCAUGUCAAAGCUUGGAGAUGGUUAAUUUAGGGCAGAACUUCUUUAAGGGAGAGAUUCCUGUAGGUCUUAGUAAAUGCAAGAACCUUCGUCUUCUUGAUUUGAGCUUGAAUAUGCUUACCGGAGGGCUUCUCAAAGAGAUGUCGGUUCCUUGCAUGAGUGUCUUUGACGUUGGCGGAAACAGCUUAUUUGGUUUAAUCCCGGAGUUUCUCAGCAAUACUACAACCUCUUGUCCUCCUGUAGUUUACUUUGACAGGUUUACUAGCGAAUCUUAUAUCACCGACCCUACGUCUGUUUAUCUCUCCUUCUUCACCGAGAAGGCUCAAGUUGGAGCUUCCCUAACUGCUGUUGGGGGUGACGGAGGUCCGGCUGUGUUUCAUAACUUCGCAGACAACAACUUCACUGGAACUCUCAAGUCUGUACCACUUGCACAAGACCGGUUUGGAAAGAGUAUCUCUUAUAUAUUUUCUGGUGGAGGGAAUCAGUUGUACGGGCAAUUCCCUGGAAAGCUGUUUGAUAGCUGCGACAAACUCAAAGCUGUUUACGUCAACGUAAGCUUCAACAAGCUCUCAGGUCGGAUUCCUGAAGGGCUCAGCAACAUGUGUACUUCUCUUAAGAUUCUUGAUGCGUCCUUUAAUCAGAUCUUUGGGACAAUUCCUUCGAGCCUUGGGGAUCUAUCUUCUCUUGUUGCACUUAAUCUGAGCUGGAAUCAGUUGCAAGGUCAUAUACCGGGAAGCCUUGGGAAGAAGAUGAAUGCUUUGACGUUUCUUUCGUUUGCUAAUAAUAACCUGACGGGGCAAAUCCCUGAGAGUUUUGGUCAGUUGCAUUCCCUGCAAGCUCUUGAUCUCUCUUCAAAUUAUCUAUCCGGCGGUAUUCCUCAUGAUUUCGUCAACUUGAAGAAUCUCACUGUGCUGCUUCUCAACAACAACAACCUCUCUGGACAAAUCCCCUCGGGUUUCUCUACUUUUGCGGCAUUCAAUGUCUCCUCCAACAAUCUAUCAGGUCCUGUUCCUCCAACCAAUGGAUUGACCAAAUGCAGCAGUGUGGUUGGAAACAUGUAUCUUCAGCCUUGCCGUGUGUUCUCUCUGACAACACCAUCUUCGGAUCCCAGAGGCCCCAUGGCAGAUUCUAGCACGCAGGAUUACGCAUCUUCCCCUGUUGAAAACGCUCCAUCUCAGAACUCAGGAAAAGAAGGGUUCAACUCGCUAGAGAUUGCUUCCAUAGCAUCUGCGUCAGCCAUUGUCUCAGUUCUGAUCGCUCUUGUGAUUCUCUUCUUCUACACGAGGAAAUGGCAUCCGAAAUCAAAGGUCAUGGCUACGACAAAACGAGAAGUCACUAUGUUCAUGGACAUGGCAGUUGCAAUAACCUUUGACAACGUUGUUAGAGCCACGGGAAACUUCAAUGCGAGCAAUCUGAUCGGUAACGGCGGGUUUGGAGCAACGUACAAAGCUGAAAUCUCUCAAGAAGUUAUCGUCGCUAUCAAACGCCUCUCCAUUGGACGGUUCCAAGGCGUCCAACAGUUCCAUGCAGAGAUAAAAACUCUCGGUAGGCUUCGACACCCGAACCUCGUCACUCUCAUUGGUUACCACGCGAGCGAAACCGAGAUGUUCUUGGUUUACAACUAUCUCCCGGGAGGCAACCUCGAGAAGUUCAUCCAAGAGCGAUCCACAAGAGCUGUAGAUUGGAGAAAUCUUCACAAGAUCGCUCUUGACAUAGCUAGAGCUCUUGCUUACCUCCAUGACCAGUGCGUCCCACGUGUUCUUCACCGUGAUGUCAAACCAAGCAACAUCCUCUUAGACAAUGAUCACAACGCUUACUUAUCGGAUUUUGGAUUAGCGAGGUUACUCGGGACAUCAGAAACACACGCAACAACAGGAGUAGCGGGUACGUUCGGAUACGUAGCACCCGAGUACGCGAUGACUUGUCGGGUUUCAGAUAAAGCGGAUGUAUACAGCUACGGAGUGGUGCUUCUGGAGCUGCUUUCAGACAAGAAAGCGCUUGAUCCGUCGUUUGUUUCGUACGGUAAUGGAUUCAACAUUGUGCAGUGGGGUUGUAUGUUGUUGAAACAAGGACGGGCCAAGGAGUUUUUCACGGCAGGUUUAUGGGAUGCUGGUCCGCACGAUGAUCUCGUUGAGGUUCUGCAUUUAGCGGUUAUUUGUACUGUGGAUUCUCUAUCUACAAGGCCAACUAUGAAGCAAGUUGUACGGCGGUUGAAGCAGCUUCAGCCUCCGUCGUGUUAGCUCUUCCCCCAGUAAUUUGUAUUUGAUUAUUUUUUAAUUUGUACAGUUGUAAACAUACUUGUGUAGUUAACAUGUUGUGUAGUAGUUAGAAGAAGAGAUGUAAUAUAUUAAGAGAAAGGUAUAGAAAGUUUAAUCCCUCUCUCUUUGGUCUCUCUAAGUUGAAGUUGAAGCCAUGAACUUGUGUUCUUUGAUUAGGCUGCAGAGGCAGAAAUCACGAGAGGCUAUGUAGGGAGGAUGAGGAGUUCAUAGUAGCAAGAGUUGUUAUAUGUUCAAUGCUUAAUUUAUAAAUAAUAUACCUCUCAUUUGUUGUCAAUAGAAAUUC
Molecule: messenger RNA, 4855 nt
Organism: Eruca vesicaria subsp. sativa (arugula)
Lineage: Eukaryota; Viridiplantae; Streptophyta; Magnoliopsida; Brassicales; Brassicaceae
Source: the annotation of a GenBank genome assembly